This is a messenger RNA of Cooperia oncophora, 417 nucleotides long. Lineage: Eukaryota; Metazoa; Nematoda; Chromadorea; Rhabditida; Trichostrongylidae. The record is from the annotation of a GenBank genome assembly.
AUGAAGUGCUCACUUAUAAUGGGGUGUCGGAUUCGGACAUGGCCCCAAACGUUUGUGGAGGGCGUCAAAGUGAUGGUCGUCGGGAAAUUACGCUCCUUAAGUGAUAGAUAUGGUAUAAUGUCAUACAGUAUAAGGGAAGUUAUUGAUGACAAGGAAUAUCGCGCAUUUAAACUUGAAGCGAAGAUUGCGAAGUUAUAUUUUGAAAAGAAUGUGCCGUCAAUCUUGCGCUCUGGCAUGGGCCAAGCAAUUGCCGGAUGUGUUGCUGGAGCUCCUGCAGAUGCAACUCCUGCUGCUGCUCAAGCAGAAGUAAUGAACGUGUUCGGCACACAGCCUUCCCGAAUAUAUGGAUCUACAGCCGGAGCCGCGACAUCAUACUCCCGAGGGCAUAACCUUGGAUGGUCAGAGAGGCAAGGUUGA